Messenger RNA from Amphibalanus amphitrite, 921 nucleotides. RefSeq lists its product as uncharacterized. The record is from RefSeq and is a predicted model, not a curated record. The transcript has 3 exons. Lineage: Eukaryota; Metazoa; Arthropoda; Thecostraca; Balanomorpha; Balanidae. Bases 316 to 720 code for a protein of 134 amino acids.
GGUGACUGUUACUGUGUGGUCGGUGCUGCGAGGCGGUCUCUGUGCGAUAGUAGGCUCAUUUUAGUGUCGCGUGGCUGCAUUGUGAAGACCUACAUUAUAGUUGUGUAAAAACGGGUGCUGAAAAACAGUUUUCAAAAUCUGAUCAAAAACCACAAGCAUCUUCGAUCUGAGUUAUCUUCGAUAACUUGAAUUACUGGUUAGAAUGUCUUGAUCAGUGGCAAAGACGUUCUCUUGAUAGCAACUUAUUUGCUUUUCACCCGCCUUCAAUCCGCAAAACCAGUAUUCAUCUGAAGCACUGAACCACUUCCAGUCACCAUGAUAAUUAUUUCGCUGUUGUGGCUGCUGCUAUGCGCCUGGCCAGUGACUGCAAUUCUAAACUUCGAGCCGUAUCCGCUUUCUUAUUUCAUCGAAGUUCCAGCACUCCAGCAUAUCAAGUAUGCUCCGGCCGUCGGUGCUGUGCUCCUAUUGGCCGCUAUCGCCGUGGCGCAGUACGGUUUUCUUCCAAUUCGACCCGCCCGACUGGUGGCGAAACUGGAGAGCCGGUAUCUGGGACAGAAAGAGCGGAGACACGGCGGGCGGAGACCGAGACACGCCGGAGACACGGAGACAUGGGAGGUGGCGCCGGAGACACGGCCGGAGCUGCUGGAGGCCGUGCUGAAGGCAGCCUUGGUGUUGGGCGAGGCAUUGCAGCGGUACGGUCCCGCUCCCAGCGCCACCUAGACCGACCACACGGUCCCGCUGGACCGACGGUAUCGGUGCCGUCCCGCUACCAGCGCCACCUGGACUGACCACAGCGACACCUGGGUGGCAGACCACAGCGACACCUGGAGCGAUUGGAGCGACAUCUGGGCAGGGUUUACAGGGCGAUAAAGAAGGAGCGACAAGCAGCGACUGUAGGAGACUGAGUGUUGUGACUGUGGA